Molecule: messenger RNA, 6229 nt
Organism: Crotalus tigris (Tiger rattlesnake)
Lineage: Eukaryota; Metazoa; Chordata; Lepidosauria; Squamata; Viperidae
Gene: FNDC5
Product: fibronectin type III domain containing 5
Exons: 6
Coding region: 501-1184 (227 amino acids)
Biological process (GO): positive regulation of brown fat cell differentiation
Molecular function (GO): protein binding
Source: RefSeq, a predicted model, not a curated record
CGGACUGGGCUCGGCGGGGAGGGCGGGGGCGCCGCGGUGUGGCCAGACUCCGGGGCUCCCCCCUUCGCCCUCUGGCUCCCGUGAAUGGAGCCGCCCGCCUGAUGGGCGAGGAGGCGGCGCGUUUGCCGCUUGCAGAGACCCAGCGCCGCCGCCCAUCGGCCGCCUCGCUCUAGAUUUGCCUCGCCGGAGCCGAGCCGCUUCCCAGAAACUUUCCCCGGGCCCGGGAGAAGCCCCCGCCCGCUCCCCUACCGGUCCCCGGGGCCCCUCGGAGCUGCCGCCGCCGCUGGCCAGGAGGAGCCGGGGGAGCCAGGCGGCCGCGGCGGGAGCUCUCCGUGGUGCUGGAAUGUCCGCGCGGGUUCUGGGCGGCCGGGCGGCCGGGGCGUGGGGCCGGCCGGCGUCGUGGUGAUCGGCGGCGCCCCGGGCUCCCUCGGCUUUUCCCUCCCCAUGCGGGGUCUGGACCUCCGGGGCUGAAGCGGCCCUCCUUUCCAUGUGGCUGCACCAUGGACUCGCGCUGGAGGAGGAUGGCAGAUCCGCUCCUCUACAUCAACGCAGCCUUCCUGGCUUAUUUCAGCUGUGCCAGCCUGUCCUGGGCAGAUGCAGACAGCCCCUCCGCCCCGGUCAACGUCACAGUCAAGCUCCUGAAGGCCAACUCAGCGGUUGUGACCUGGGAUGUUUUGGAAGAGGAAGUGGUCAUCGGCUUCGCAAUUUCACAACAGAAGAAGGAUGUCCGAAUGCUGCGUUUCAUCCAGGAAGUGAACACCACCACUCGCUCGUGCUCCCUCUGGGACCUGGAGGAAGACACCGAGUACAUCGUGCACGUCCAGUCCAUCAGCAUCCAAGGCCAGAGUCCAGCCAGCGAGCCAGUCCACUUCAAGACCCUGCGAGAAGCAGAGAAAUUGGCUUCAAAGAACAAAGAUGAAGUAACGAUGAAGGAAAUGGGAGACAAAAAUCAACAGCUGCGAGCCGGCGAAAUCCUGAUCAUCGUGGUCGUCUUGUUCAUGUGGGCAGGGGUGAUUGCCCUGUUCUGCAGGCAGUAUGACAUCAUCAAAGACAACGAACCAAACAACAAUAAGGAGAAAGCCAAGAACACAUCAGAAAACAGCACCCCAGAACAUCAGAGUGGGGGUCUCCUGCGUAGUAAGUUUCCAAAAACCAAGCCCUCGGUGAACAUCAUUGAAGCAUGAUAGCAGAUGGAAAGGGCUGCAACUCUUUUCAGCUUCCUCUCUUCAUUUUCCUCUCCGAGAUCUGGCAGCCAAGAGGUGAAAUACGAUUAGACUUCCUGUUCAACUGGCUCAGCUAAAACCUCCCCAUUUUUGCCAUGGGAAAAAGAAAGUCUGACAAAACUUUUGCAAAAUGAAGAGAAUAACUCUGCAAGGAAAACUGCCUAAUGGGAACCUUUCCAUGAAACUGGGGCCGGUCUUCAAUAACAUUACUAGCUUACCUUUCCCCAAUUCCAUGUCUUUCAGAUGUACUAAAUGAUAACUUUCCUAAUCCCCAGCUGGUUUGACCUUUGGGGCUGGGGAUUAUGGGAGAUGAAAUCCACACAUUUGAAGAGGGCCUGAAUAGGGAAAACUGAACUACAUUUGCUGCCGGAGAUAAUAAGAUCUUGCCUUCCUGCCCUAGAGACUAAGUCAAUCAACCUUUGCCAUGCCUCUCUUCCUCAGGCUAGGAAUCCCCAGUCACAACUUAGUCUUAGCCCAGGAGAGACAUGGUGAAGAUUAGCUCUUGUUUCUAGAAGAAAGACAAAACUGUGGAUUUUCCCAGGUUGUACCUUCCCUUUCCUUCUCUUUUGUAUCUUACAUCCGACUCCUGGAAAAUAGUUCAUCAUGUUGCUAUUUUGCUUUUGGGCUAAAUGGUUAAAUUUCUAAGGAGGACGUGCUAUCCUGUAUUUCAGGCAUCACUGCCUCAGUCUCUCCUUUUGGUGGUAAUCUUGGAGACACUUUUCCUUGGACUAAACAAAACGUUUGGCUUCACAAUGAGUUCCAUUGCAGGCAUCUUGUUCUUCGUGCAUUAAGCACCUGUAACUGUUGAGAGGCAUUCAAUGUUCUUCCUUUAAAACAAAAACAAAUCAGAAGCACAUGACACGUCCCACCUGGAUUCUCAGGGCUCCAUUAACCGCUGUUGCUGCUUUCAAAUUAUUUUGAGCAGUUGUGUAAGUCAUCUUAUUCCCACAAUUUGUGGGAUAAUCAACACAGAAUGCAAAAAAAAAAAAAAAGUAAAAAUGUUCCAGCUUUACCGAAUAAUGAAGUUUGACAGCAUCACAGACCAGAACUGAACACGUGCUGUUCUUUCCUCUUAAAUAGGGAGAGGAUAAUACCCACCCCUCUCCCAAAUAUAUGUUUUAUAUCCCCUUAACUUCUUCAGAAACAUCUUGGAAAUUAUAGUUUAGUGUAGUGCUGAAAUUAUACAGAUGAUCCAGGUUAAAGAAAGGGUCUUAUCUACUGUCUUGUUUCUUAGGAGAAUAGCCAGAGAGGAGUUUUGUAGGAACCCAUAAGCACUUCUUCUUUGGCCCCAACAGUUAAUCCUCUAUUUUGCACACUCAGAGAAUCAGUUAUCAGUUUUAUGAAACAAUGCAAGGUAAGGGCAGUGUCUGCCAUUAAAUGUUUUAGUUCCCUUUUGGGAGGGGGGGGGAUCACAAUCGCAAUUCAUGCCCUGUUAAUUGUCCUUUUGCAAAAAAAAAGGGUUUGCAUUUUCCUAUUUUAAACUUGCUGUUUGCCUGGACCUUAGUUUUAGGGCAAACUAAAAAAGGUAAUCAAUUACUUUGUCAGAAAACCAGAACCGAGGCCUUACCUAACCAGUUCCCUGGUUCCUUAGACAGAUCUCACCCUUUCUAAUAUUCCUUUUCAACGGGAUCUGAUGUGAUGCACCCACAAUUGUGUGCCAAGCAAUUGCAAUCUGGUCCAUGAAAAGUGCUAGUCCUGGCAGUGUCUCCAAUUUAAUAUUAAGAGCAUUGCAGCUGAGUAGUUGGCACCAAUAAGCGUUCUGGCAUUCGUGAAAUCUGUGUCUGAGUGCUCAGUUGGGGGAAGAAAAGAUCCCAGAUUAAUGCAGGGGGGAAAGGAGACUUUAUAAGUGGAAUAUCGUUUUAACUUUCCUGCAAGCACUCAAGAAAAGCAAAUGCUUGGAAUGUUAAUGGGUGUUGUUUGAGGGAGGGGAUUCACGGAACUGGAUUUGAAGUGGACUUACAGAAUUGUGACUUUUGUUAGCGCUGCCUUCGCCUAUCUUAUUAGCAAGACUUUUUAUUUUUUUAAUUACUUAAAAUUUACUGCUGUAAGAUCAAAAUAUGGGGGAAUCUAUUUAAUUCAUGUAUUUAUGCCCUGCCUUUCUUUUCUCAGUGGAGCCUUGUAAUCUGCCAGACCUGUGAAGGAGGAGCCCAGGCUGGGUCUUGCGCCUGUGUUAGGAUAGGAACUCAUUUCCUACCUUCAAAGCCCACCAUGCUGGUUACUCCAGGACAGAAACCCACAAACUGAGCCAGAUCGGGGUAUAGUGGAUGAAGGAGCAAACUCAAGCUGUCUCCUUCCAGGUCUUAAUUAUAUAGCACUUGCUAUAUAUGCAAUUGCAGAUGAAGUCUUUAAAACAUUUUUUUUUCAUUCUGUUUCAAAAUCUUUGCCCCCAAACACAGGCAACCUCCACCUUCCAGACCUACUGUCUUUGUAGAUUGCAAUUCCCAUCAUCCCCUGUAACCCAUCUUAUUUGGAAGAUGCCAAGUCUGUCUGAUGACUUCCUCAAAAUGUGUAGAUAAUCUUCUAAGCCUUCUGUACAGUGGUGCUUGAACCAUUUAGAAUUUUCAAUAUUUCUGCAUAAAUAUGAUCUAAUACAUGAUCUUCUCUCCACCCUCCUAAAACUAGUUAAAGAGAAUCCACACCACCCAGUGAUCAAAAAUUAUAUUUGUUCAUGCAUUAAUUGAGGAAAAUGAUCUGAAGCUACGUAUUUGUGUGUUGCAAAAGUAGGCAAAUCUUUGCUUUCAGUAACUGGUGUGCCUGCCUUAGGUAGCAGUAAUACAAUUAAACAUUCCAUGUUUUAAGCCACUUGUAUGCAGAAAUAUUGAAAAUUCAAGGAAGUUUGCAACUUUUCCACACCACUGCAGCCCCAAACAGAUCCCUGCAUGAAGAACAGGCAGCCCAGUAAGAAAGAACUUGCCCUCCCUCACCAGGUGUUUGCACGCUGCUCCCAGAAGUCCUUCCAUCAUCGUAUGGGGGAACAGUUGGAUUUUCUCCUGUUCCUUCCCAAAGGAUGAUGUGAGGCAAGUUUGAAACCUUCUCUGUAAAUCUCGGUAGGUAAAAAUUAACCAGGCCCUCUUUUUAAAGAAGGCUGGGAGGCUCAGUGCUGCUCACUAAUUGCAGAGCGCAAGUUGUGUUCUUGAGGACAUACGCACAAACGAAUUGCUUUUUCCACAUUAUUUAAAGCUUCCAUGCUGCUCCAAACAGCUGGGUUCUUCCAUUUCAUACUAAUAGAGCCCUGGGUGUAUGUUCCUUUGCUAAAAGCACAAGUGGCAGAGAAUAUGAAAUGCUAAGAUGGUUGAGAUUUCUGGCUAAAAUUUAUUUCAGACUCAGACUCGGUGCUCGCUUUACACAUUCCCUUGAGCCAUAAUGUUGUUUGUUAAGUUUUGGCAUAUUGUAAUGAGAACUCCAGCGAUACGGUUUCACACAACGUAUGACUCUGGCAAUUUUACUUAAGACGCUCUCCUGUCUUAGGCAUCUUGGUGGGAAGGUGAGGCUUGAUAUGCUGGGUGCCCGUGGCCAGGGAGGAACGGCUGAAGAAAUAAUUCCUGACUUACUUCAGGAACAGGGGGCUGACCAGUGCUGGAAAUGGAUAGGACGUGAUAAUCCAGCAGGGCUCUUUUUUAAAAUAGUAAUUUUAUUAAAGGUUGCAAUUACAAAGGUAAGAUGCUACAAACUAAAAAAGAAUAAAAAGAGAAAAUGGAAGGUGCAGAAAAGAAAAAAUGGAGAAAUAGAAAAGAGAAAAAAGAACAUGGUAAAAAAGACUAUAUAUAUAUAUAUAUGACUUCUCCCUUUAUCACAAAUAUAAACAAUUUUAGUAACUUAUCACCUCUUAGAAGACAACAAAUGAUCUGUUCUUCCCAUAUCCCAUCUCUUAAAAAAAAAAUAGGCAAAGCUUUCCUCUGUCCAGUCAUGUCCGACUCUCAGGGGCCGGGCUCUUCUCCGUGUCCCAGCUGAGGGAGCCAGCCUUGUCCAAAGAUGCUUCCAUGGUCAGAUGGCCAGCCGAGGCACAUGGGACGCUCUUAGCUUCCCACUGAAGGGGUGCCUAUUUAUCUACUCACGUUUACAUGCUUUCAAACUGCUAGGUGGGCAGCAGCAAGAACAGAUGCUCAACCACCAUUCAGUAUUUGGGUCUCAAACGGUCCACCUCCUGGCUGGCAAAGCCCCACAUCUUCAUUACUAGGCCACUGUGACCCACAUACCCCAUUUCUUAGCUAUAAACAAAUCCACAAAGCCCAUCAUUUCAGUCCUGCCACCCAAAGUUGAUUAAAGGUUACCAGAGAUAAUGGCACAUCUACUUUAACCUUGAUCAAAUAAACCAGCUUUGUAUUCCUUCCUUUUACUUCUAACUUCUUAAUCUUUAUUUCAUCAAAUAAUGUUGUAGAGUUUGAUUUCUUUUUAUUUUUUCUUUUCCCUUCCUAAAAGAUUCUUCAAAAUUUUAACAAAUCUCUUUUGUAAAUCUAACAUAGGAAAAUAAUCCAGUAAAUUUUCCAAUAAACUCUUUGGUGUAUUGUUUAUACGUGCCUUUUAAUUCUUAAAACAUCAGCCAGUUUCUUUUGUAUGUUCAGUAUAUCUUAUUCCAUAUCAUUCUUGUAGCCUGUCAUUUGUUACAUGAUCUUUCAACUCAGUCUUGAUCUUGUCAGGUAAAACUUGUUCUUCGAUAACAUCUUUUAGACGUCUUUCCACAGAGGCAGGUGUCACUGCUGACACUAUUAAUUUCUGAAUCCAUUCUUCAAAAAUAUCCUUCUGUGUGUCUGUUAGCAUAUUUUGCUCCAGUCUGUAAUUAUUACUUGAGUUUGUGUUCUUUAAUUGUAAUCUUUAGUUCCCUUUAAUAUCCAAUUUUUAAAAUAAUAUUUUUAUAUAUUUUUAAAUAUAUAUGUAUUUUUAAAUGUGUGUGUGUGUGUGUGUAUUUAAAAAUCAAAACAAAAGCACUUUCCCAUAAGGAUUCCUUAUAAAUAAUUCCAAAAUCUUAAUUCAAAUUUAUCUGGACUCAGCCUAAUCACCAUUUUGCU